Molecule: messenger RNA, 1788 nt
Organism: Panicum hallii
Lineage: Eukaryota; Viridiplantae; Streptophyta; Magnoliopsida; Poales; Poaceae
Exons: 3
Coding region: 1-1788 (595 amino acids)
Source: RefSeq, a predicted model, not a curated record
AUGCCCGUUACCGAUGAGGACUUCUGUCACUGGCGCAGCAGCCGGCGGGCUUCCUCCCGCGCCGUCGCCGCGACCGGCGCCUCCUCGGCCGCACUCUCCUCCACCGCCGUCAAGCUGGAGCGCGGCGGCGUUGCUGCUGGACGUGUCCUGCUGCUGCUGCUGGACGUGUCCUGCUGCUGCCUUCGUGCCGGCGUCACCGAAGGUCAAGCAGAGGCGGAUAUGAGAAACCGUGAUGUUCAGGCAAUGUAUUGCCCCUGUAUAGAUUGUCUCAACCAGAAGAAGUUCGGACAACGGGACAACAUUUUUCAUCAUUUGAUCAGACGUGGUUUCACAAAAAAUUACACGUGUUGGAACAAACAUGGUGAGGAAGGCCUUAAUGAAGUCGAAGCAGGAUGCCUAAAUGAAGGUGAAGCGCGACACCAUGCUCAAGGCAUUAAUGAAGAGGCAGCGCGAUGCCAUGAUGAAGCCCUUGAUGAAGGUGGAGUUUUUGAGGAAAAUGAACCAUUCCCACCCUUUGUGAUGAGGCCUGAUGAUAUGACUGAUCAAGAAGUUACGGGCUUCGAUGAUGGUGAGGAGUUGCAACAUGUGCACAAUGUUGAUCAAAUGGUGCGGGAUGUUGAGUUUCAAGGAGUGUACACAACUUCUAAAUUAGCGAGGCUGAAGCAGUUCAUUGAAGAUUCAAAGAAACCCCUCUAUCCUGGUUGCCAGAAGUACUCUCGCCUUUCUGGUGAUCUAAAACUUUUGCAGCUUAAGGCAGAUCAUGUUUGGAGCAACAAAAGUUUCAAACAACUAUUGGAUCUGUUUAGAGACAUGCUACCUGAGGGAAACCAAGUAGCCGAGUCUGUCUAUGAGGCAAAGAAGAUAAUCUGUCCUCUGGGAAUAGAGGUUGAAAAAAUUCAUGCAUGCAAGAACAGUUGUGUAUUGUUCCAUGGAGAUUAUGCAGACUUUGACAAGUGCCCCAAGUGUGGGUGUGAUCGGUACAAGAGGAAAAAAGAUGGUGGAGAUGAUAAUGCUGAUGACGGGAAUGUGCCCGUGGAGAUUAGAGGCAAGAAGAAGGUUAACAGAGGGGGUCAUGUGAGGGUGGCAUGGCAUUUUCCCGUCAUUCCCCGGUUGAAAAGAUGGUUCACCACAAGAAAGAAGGCCCAACUCUUGCAGUGGCAUAAGGAAGGCCGAAAGAAGGAAAAUGACAAGCUUAGGCACCCCGCAGAUGCAGCACAAUGGGGUAACAUUGAUUCCCACUUUAAGUGGUUUGCUGAUGAUUGUAGAAACCUUCGGUUCGCUAUGACCACAGAUGGCGUUAACCCAUUCGGUAACCAGAGUUCAACACAUAGCACCUGGCCUGUCGUGCUGUCAAUGUGCAACCUUCCACCCUGGCUAUGCAAGAAACGGAAAUACAUGAUGCUGACAAUAUUAGUCUCUGGGCCAAAGCAACCUGGCGACCGUAUUGAUGUCUACUUGAGGCCACUAGUUGAUGACUUGAAGACACUUUGGAAGCCUGGUGUGAAGGAGGUUUGGGAUGAGUCCGGGCAUGAGGAGUUCACAUUGCACGCCAUGUUGUUCACCACCAUCAACGACAACCCGGCUCAUCGCAACCUCUCCAGCCAGAGUAAAAGGAAAGGUGCAGCUUGCCCACAUUGCUUGGAAGAAACUUGCUCAUUGUGGCUAAGAAAUUCAAAGAAAUUUGCAUUUAUGGGGCACCGUCGUUUCCUCAGCAAGAAACAUCCCUACCGGGACAUGGAUUGUCAGUUUAAUGGGAAAAGGAGAAUCGAGCGGCGCCUCUGCAUGUGA